CGCACGGGAGAGGGCGGUGGGCGGCGCGCGCAUGCGCGAGGCGCGGGGCUGGCGGCGGCGGCGGCGGAGGGGAAUUAAAAUGGAAGAUGAGGAGGUCGCCGAGAGCUGGGAGGAGGCGGCCGACAGCGGGGAAAUAGACAGACGGUUGGAAAAGAAGCUGAAGAUCACACAGAAGGAAAGAGCCGGGUCUUCCAGACUGGAUGUAGCUACAGCUAUGGGGAAGCCAUUUAAGAAAAAGACACUCAAAGGAAGAAAUGGUAGAAAGUCAAAAUCUCCUCCUAAAGUGCCGAUCGUGAUUCAGGACGACAGCCUUCCUGCGGGUCCUCCCCCUCAGAUCCGCAUCUUGAAGAGACCGACAACCAACGGUGUUCUCAGCAAUCCCAACUCCGCCAGCAGACCGGCCUUCCCCGUGAAAUCCUUGGCGCAAAGGGAGGCAGAGUACGCGGAAGCCAGGAAACGAAUAUUGGGCAGCGCGAGCCCUGAAGAAGAGCAGGAGAAACCCAUUCUAGAUAGGCCGCCGAGGAUCUCCCAGCCGGAAGACUCCAGACAGCCCAACAAUGUGAUUAGACAACCCCUGGGUCCCGAUGGCUCACAAGGCUUCAAACAACGCAGAUAAACGCGGGCCGGAGAUGCUGCUGCGGAAGGCAGGGUCCGCCGCCACGGGUCGCGCUGCCGUGACGGACAAACGGACUUGAGCAAAGGGAACUACCUGGUUUAUUUGCACUGUGAUUUAUUUUUUGUUUUCCCCUUUGCUCUACCCACUGUGACCUUCAACCCCACGCACUGUGACCUCCCCUCUCCACCCACUGUGACCGGCAAACUGAGAAGGGCUUGUCCCCAUGUCGCUGUAAAAGAGAAAAAAAAAAAAAAGGGGGGGACGAGGGGAGGGGGGUUAUAAAGGACUCGGACGGGUGCAGGGAGUCGUGUGUGUGCCACUUGGGUUGAAGCUAGUGCCAGCAAUAAUGUUCGUUGUACUCGCAACCUGGGAUUUAAGGAAAAAAAAAUAAUAUGGGAAGCCUCCCCAGAUGCGCGUGUUGUCCUCAUCACUUUAAGAGCAAGUUCUGUUUCAAAGGAUCUCUUUUUAUUUUAUUUUUUUUUUCUUGUUUGGUUUUCUGUAUAUCAGAUCAACGGUGUGCAUGGGAAGGGUUUUAACUGUUUUAAUUGAGAGAGGUAGUUAAGCGUUGGCAAAGGAGUUUCAAGGAAUUUUUGCAACUUUUAACGGCUCGGGUUUGGCAAACUCUUCGCUUCUCGUUCUCUAUUUCUACCGCUGCCAAGCACGUGGAAGUGAACUCUCGGAUACCUGGCCUUUUCCGAUCGCCUUGGGAGCCGGCGGAGUCCGACGACUUAGUUUACAUCUUGCACCUGUUAAAGCUUGGCUAGUAUUUUCUGCUGGCUUUGAGGAAAAGCUUAAAAUACAUCUUUUUUUUUUUUUUUUUUUUUUUUUUUUUUUUUUGUGUAUUUGGGGAGAAGGGAAUGUAGACGGAUCCCGUGAAAAUGCCUGCUGCCCGGCUGCCGUUCACAGCAGAGCGCGCCAGGCGGCAAAGAAUUAGGGCUCUGUUGCGAGGAGGAGAACAGCCGGUGCCGCUCCGGUCGGUGAAGUAAAUACGUGGAGAGGAGCCCCGCUCCGUAUGGCCCGCGUUCGUCAAGCGGCUGGCGUAACGACUGGGAGCGGGAUGUCCCGAGGGCCCGAACUCAAGCGGCUUAAUCUCUCGAUCCUGGGGUGAGCUGCGUUCGCCUUCUGGAAAUCACGGACAUCGGGAACAAAACCCACCGUGGAUAAAGUCUGGAUGAUUCCUCUUGUCUUCCUGGCGGCAGCUGGCUCCCCGCGAGGCUUCAGGGAAGGGAUUUUCCUCCUCCAGCUUCCGGGAAGAGGACAGGGAAGCUGGUUGUCUGCAAGAACGCGGAUCCUUCCCCUCCGGAUGAAGCUGACCUACCUUAAUAUCACGUAAUAUCGAGGGAUUAGAUGAACACUAAAUCUCUUCGUGGAGGGGACGGUACCUAGAAACCCAUUUCUGGUUAUCGGCGGAUUAUUCUGUAUGGGUACAACCUUCCCUGCCGCUUCGUACUCAGUAGGUUCAAGGGUAAACGAGGAAAUUUUAAUUACGUCUUCUACCCAAAGGGAAGCGACCGUACAGAGAGACGUGUAUGGAAAUACGGCUUGAAAAAAAUAAUAAUACCGGUAAAAUAAAACUACCUGUGUAUUAAAAGAAUCCGCUAGAGCGUUAAUUAGCUGAUUAAAGCACCAAGGAUGGUGGUGAGGUGGGGGUGGGCGGAUGUUCUCCAGGUUUCCCAACCGCUGGCGCUUUUUGGGGGGGAAAAUCUCAUAUUUUUAUCCCCCCACCGCAGGCUCGUGGUCAGAAUCCAUCCCAGGGGUGGCGGGAGGGGAGAACGACAUCAGCAAUAACCGUAGUUCACCGCGCCUUUCCUUAAUUAUUACUAAAAAUAGCUUUUCAUGGCCAAAAAACCCCCAAAUCCACUCGAUUCCUGGUGUAGCCGGUCAGUGUUAAAGUUGCCGCCUCCUCUGGCACUGAAAUUUCAGUUUCUGGCACCGAAAUUUCCGGCACCGAAUCUUCCGACUCCUCCGUCCCGGUGACCAGGAUACGUCCCGCCCGCGGGCAGGGCUCGGCGUUCCUGCGGGAAGCCCCUUCAUCCCGGGAAGGUGGAGGAUAAUAAACACCUGUUUUCACCCCAAAAUGUGCGCCGAAGAGAAAAUGUUUUAUAAAUUGUAUUUUAAAUAAAUGUCUUUAAACUUUUAA
This is a messenger RNA of Grus americana (Whooping crane), 2756 nucleotides long. RefSeq names its product SUZ RNA binding domain containing 1 (gene SZRD1). The record is from RefSeq and is a predicted model, not a curated record. The transcript is spliced from 5 exons. The coding region runs from base 32 to 616 and encodes 194 amino acids. NCBI's taxonomy places the organism in Eukaryota, Metazoa, Chordata, Aves, Gruiformes, Gruidae.